Molecule: messenger RNA, 1029 nt
Organism: Aureobasidium namibiae CBS 147.97
Lineage: Eukaryota; Fungi; Ascomycota; Dothideomycetes; Dothideales; Saccotheciaceae
Exons: 1
Coding region: 1-1029 (342 amino acids)
Source: RefSeq, a predicted model, not a curated record
AUGGCCACCUCAGUCUAUCUACCCGUCGAGAUUCUGAGCUGCAUCAUAUGGUUCACGAUACCUGAUCACAACUAUUUAGCGUAUCCAGCAUCACAUAUCACGACCAAAUCAUUGGUGGCUCUCCUCACAGUCUCCAGGGCUACCAGUCGCAUUGCAAAGACCUUGCUUUACACACAUUGCCUCUACAUCGACACACCAUGGCGACUGGACACUUUGCUCACGGCAUCACUUGCCAAUCCACGUCUGCCCGUUUUGCUGUCCAGCAUACAGAAUCUUUACCUCGCACCAUUCCCUGGACGUAUGAUCCGAGACCGGAAGAUCAUCAACCAGAUUACAGAGCUCUUUACUCUGCUUGGUCCCAGUCUCAAGCGUUUGAUCAUCAACAUGCCACUGCGCUCUCAUUAUCCUUUUGAAGACGUGACUGAAAAGUUGCGCCCGAUUCUCAGGCAAGGCUUCGAGCAGCUGGUUCACCUCGAGGAGUUCUGCAGCGUGAGAGAUGAGCUCUAUCUCGCAUACUGGGACCCUGAUUACUCUCACAUCAUUCCUGAUCUCGAGGACUAUGAUUUUGAGUCAAUCCACUAUACGAUCAAUGAUUACAUGUUCGAAAGAUGGCCCAAGCUACGCUUGCUUGCACUGUACAAUGGUCUGUAUGGUCGUGAUCUUAAAAACGCACUAGGUCGUAUGCCGAGGUUGGAGCAAAUUGUUCUUUCUCGUCCAGACUUUGACGAAAGCUUUGUUCAUGGCGCAUGGUCAAGCUUCGCGCGCUGGCAUAAAGACCGGUUUCGAUUCACACUCAUCGAGAGCACCGACGAUGCCUCUGAUGUUGGAUUACAGAAAUUGACUCUUGGUGAUCAGCCACCGGAAAACCAACCUGAUGUUUGGAAAUACAAAGCAUUCGUUGAAGAAGACAAGGAUCCAAUUUCAUCUGUGCAGAAGUGGUCAAUGCAACGCAUGUUAGACGGAAGUUUAUGGUCAUUGGCCGACCACGCAAGACCAUCUCCUGCAGAGCUGGAGAUGACAUUUUUAUAA